Vespa velutina is the source of this 3949-nucleotide messenger RNA. Its product is annotated as transmembrane protein 216-like. The record is from RefSeq and is a predicted model, not a curated record. The transcript has a single exon. Lineage: Eukaryota; Metazoa; Arthropoda; Insecta; Hymenoptera; Vespidae. Gene Ontology annotation, biological process: non-motile cilium assembly. Gene Ontology annotation, cellular component: ciliary transition zone. Bases 508 to 936 code for a protein of 142 amino acids.
AUAUAUAUAUACGUUUGACAAAAUAUCAGGAUUAAUCUCACGCUUGUUAUUUGCUCAUUGAACGGUUUAUAAAAAAUAAAAGUAUUGUUGUUUUUAUAAAUAUUAUGUAGAUAUCUGAAUAAUGUUUCUUUCCAUGAUUAUGGCAAUAUUGUAUGCGAGGUUUAACGGUUAAAAAUAAAGCAGUGCUAGACGCAAGGAAUAAAAAGGAGGUGUACAUAAAGUUAUACAAAUGUAACGUGUCAUUCCUCAUUUUCGCGAUCCCGCAAGUGAUUAAUAAAAAGAAAACUAGAAAAAUUAUAAAACCUUACGGUUUGAUAAUUCUCGAUAUAAAGAGAAAUUAAUCAAUUUCUAGUUCUAAAAAUACACGUUCAGGAUGCAGAGAAAGUGACAAGUUAUUCUUAACCAAGUUAUUCUUUCUACUGCAAUAAAAUAUAAAAUAAAUGAACGAAGAUUGAUACCUUGUAGAACGAUCAUUUGGGUAUCCCUACCAAGGAAAACCCCUUUAGAAUGCCUACAGUAGUGAAUUCUUCCUUGACAUAUGAAAUUCUUAUGUACUUGAAUUCCUUUUAUUUUGGUAUGUUUGCUGUGUGCGAGUUGGGCAUGGGACUCUUCAAGGCUGCUAAUUUACCAUCUCCGGGCACAAGUACUACACUAACAGAGUUUGCGCUCUUAUUCUUCCUUAUAGUGACGGAGGGUGCCAGAAUUUAUCUAGGAAGGAAAGGAAAUUUAACAGAACGUGGCCUACCCAUUCUCAUUGGGAUUUUCUUAACGUUUCCUAGCUCUUUAGCAACUUUAUAUUUCUUAUUUUGGCAAAAUUAUGUGCUUAAAUUAGAAGUGAUCCUUUGUAGCAUACAAUUAGUCAUUUUAGCAUUGGAGCUUAUUAUCUCGAUCAUGUACCUUAUAGCUAUUUAUCGUCCUCCAUCUCCUAAAGAAUGAUCCAUGUAUAUUGGUUUUGAAACAUUAGCAUGUUGCACGUCAAAAGAACUUCAUCAUAUUUUGCACUUACUUCCAUAUUCAGUUUUAAAUGACCUCAUAUUUCUUAAGAAGGAACAAAAUUGUGUUUAACAAAACACUCUAAAUGUCAAUGAUUUACUAUAGAUUAAAUUAGAUCCUUUGCUCCAUAUAGUUAUACGCGAAGAUUUCUAUAAACAAUCUUUUACAUUGUUUAAUUCUUAUCAUUAAAAGCCUCUUUUAUAGAUAAAACAAUUAACAAUGUAGAUAGUAUAUAAAUUAUUUUUAUAUAUGAUUCCAAAAAAAGGAUACUAAAGGUAGUAUUAAUAAAAACUGCAUUUCUCACUUAACUACAGAAAAUAUUUCAAAAACACAGUAUUGUCUUAUUCUAAAUACUACCUUUCUGAAUAUAUUAAUAUAUUUAUAGUGGUAUCAUCGAUAUUUUACUUAUAUAUUUUUAUGUAAAAUGCUAAUAUAAUGUAAAAUAAUAUCGUCUAUUCAAAGUAACUAUUAACAUAAAUUUUAUGAUUAUCCACAAUAUUUAGAAACAACAUCAAAAAUUAGUAUAAAAAGUCAUUAUGUAUUUAUAUAUAAUAUAGUUUGAUUAUGAUAAUAUUAAUAUAUUAUAGUUCCUUUUCUUCAAAACAUUAUUAAAUCUAUCAUAGUAUUUUUUACUGAAUUAAAAUUAUCUUCUAUACAAAAAGAAAGUUAAUUAAAUAUUGCUUUUAUGUUAAUAUCUCUUUUAAUCGUGAACCUACACACAUAUUGUUAACAAUUUUUUUUCACAAUAUAAGACCUAUUGUAGUAAAACUAACAAAAAUCUAUUUUAAUUCUUGAAUAAUAAUAACAAUGAAAAAAAAUCACAACUGCUGCCACGUGUACUUAUCUUUAAUAUUAAAAUUUAAUUAAAAUUUUCAUAAAUAUGAAAAGUAUAGUUACAAUAUCUUAAUGCAAAUUAUUUUUAAUGUUAUUUCCGAUUAAACAUUUACAUAAGUUUCUAUGUAUAUAUACUUAUAUUAAAAUAAAUAUUUUUUAAAUAAAUAACACGGCAAUGUGCCUUCCUUGUUAUUAUAAUAGCCAACAUUUUGUACAUUAAAUAUAUAAGAUAAUAACCUCUGUGUUAAAACUACAGGUUAAUUAAUUGAAAUAAAAAAUAUUAUAUACAUUAAUUUGUAAUAAGCGUUUUUAAAUGUCCAUAUAAAAAUGUAUACAAGUUAUUAACAGGAAAUAAGGAUUAUAAAAAUUUUAUAACGGUACAGAUGUCUAAUAUUGCAAGAUGUGCAAGUAUAUAAAAUAAUGUAUUGUUAAAAAUCAGGCACACACAAUAAAAAAAAAUUAAAUCAUAUUAUGAGAUUCUACGUAAUAGUAACUAAAAUAAUCUAAUUUUUUACAGAAUUCGCUGCAGUUCUGCGUCUUUUAAUCGCUCGAGUUACAUUAUUACAAUGAAUUCGAAGGAAUACUGAACCAAAUACAAGAAGUAUACCAAGUAUACCAAUCAUUUUAAUUUCGUGAUGAUAUAUUAAACAUGACAAUAAUAUAGCCAAUCCCUAAAAAUAUAUAAAUACUUUUAGUAUAAAUUACAUAAACAAUAAUUAAAAUGUUAAAUUAAUAAACAUUAAUAUUUUUACCUGUCGUAUAGUCAUCAUUAUUACAAAAGUGAUAGGUCCAAAUUUCGAAAUUGUAUAAAAAAUAUAUAAUUGUCCACUUGCAGAACAAAUGGAAAUAAGUAAACAAUCCAUUAUAAACCUAGGAUACUAAUCAAUUCAUUCACAUUAGUAAAUAGAAUUUAAUAAAAUUACUUUGUAGAGUUUGUUACUUACCUUUUUCAUAAAAAAAUAUAUGAAAGGAAAACUUGAUUGUUGUAUAAGAGAUGUGACGGUCAAUAAACAUGAAAACAUAUUUACCGCGCACAUCAUUUGUAUACUAGUUGUACCAUAUUCUACAAAAAGUGCAUUUUGCCAGGUACUUGUAAAACUGUCUAAUACUAAGUAACUUCCUAAAAGGAUAAUACCAGAAAUAGUGGUAGCUCCAUCUAAAAAUAAAAAAAAAGUUCUAUUAGAAAUUCCAUAAAUAUUAAUAGCAUACUAUAUCUCUAUCGAACGAUAUUAAUAGAUCUAUAUUUAAUUACCAUUUUUAUAGUCAGAACUAUUUAACAUGAACAUAGUCAUUCCAACAGAAAUAAGUAUUGCUGUAACAUAUUCAUAAUACUCGUAUGUUGUGUGUGAAAUAAUUUUUCCCAUUAUCAUAACAGGAAUUAUUUUAGAGGCCUUUGCUAAAACCUAAAAUAUAUAUUCUUGACUUAUAAAUUCCAUUACAGAUAAUACGAAUUUUUAUGGAAUAAUGAAAAGUCAAAUAUAUUUUUUAAAAAAAAAUCUAUAUUUUAUAUAUUAUAAACUGAAAAAAAUCUAUAUUUACCUGUGUAGGAAAGCUAACAUAUUUAAGAGCUUCAUAUUGACACCAACUGCUCAUAAUGUUUGAUAAUGAACAAAAAACAUAUUUAUAAAGUGGUGCUUUAUGUUGUGGUUGUUUUUGGAUAAGUAGAUAUAAUGCAGACAUUAAAAAUGCAAGUAUUCUAUUUAUAAAUACUAAAAAUUGUGAAUCUUCAAAAUGAUCCUGAUUACCAAAGCCAUCCUCAUAAACCUAUAUAAUAUAAUGUUUUGCUUUAUAAUAUAUAUAUAUAUAUAUAUGAAUAUUGCAUAAUAGGAAAAAUUUAAAUACCUGUGUCAUUAUCUUCUCUUGUAGGUAACCCCAUGUCAAAUAACUAAUUUGUAAUCCAAGGAAACAAUAUGUAAGUAGCAAGAAAUCCUGAGUAAACGUACGUUGACUGGUAGAUGUUGGUGUAUAAGAAGAUGUGUCUAAAAGACCUGUUUCACUGUGUCCCAAAAAACAUGAGUGAACUAAUCUUGGAAUACAGCUUUUAUCUAUAUAUAAAUAAAUAGAAUAUAAUAUACUAAUGUAAUCAUGCGAUAUACAAAUUAAUAAAAUUAUUUGCUUUACU